This is a messenger RNA of Marchantia polymorpha subsp. ruderalis, 2203 nucleotides long. The record is from the annotation of a GenBank genome assembly. Lineage: Eukaryota; Viridiplantae; Streptophyta; Marchantiopsida; Marchantiales; Marchantiaceae.
ACAAUAGCUCCAUUGCCUUCUUUCUGUUCAUACUAUGAAAAGAAGUAGUGAAAUUUAUCUACGUCCCGAUAGUGUCGCACAAAAGAAAGUUUCCUGCUCGCAAGGUGGACUCUUAUCAUGUCCUACUUGACUCUGCAAUCUACAACUGCAUUGGAUAUGGCUCAAAAUAUCACUGGUGGGUGCUGAUCAGUCGAUACAUGCACGGUCCUACCUGACUUGCUCUCAAGCUUAGAACGAUUCGCUUUCUGCUCGGGCCACAAUGCAUUCACUGCUCAACGUGUAGACGACGGAUAGUGUAGGAGCUCAAGGCAUGACAAUUGGCCUCUUAGAAGUACCAGGUUCAUGUAAGCCCAAACUCUGUGCCAUCAUCUCAGCUGGACUUGAAAUCUCAGUCCCUCGUUUGCCCUCGACCAUGGCCAGAGGGUUUCAGUUUUCUCGAGACCUGUAUGUGUACGUACCUGCAGGCACAAUGCACAGGAGGACGAAGUCCAAAGAGACAGGAGAUUGAGCAUUGUAGCUUGAGGUUCGGUUCACAUGUUAACAAUAAUGAUGGCCGACCUCGGACACAUACAUGUUGGAUGCCCCAGUCUUGGUAACAUGGGAUUUGAACGUUACAGUGUCGUAGUAUGAGCGUGUUAACGUAAAAAAUUCAAAGAUUUCCAUGCUGAAGUUUGAAAGAUAGCAAUCGAGCUCAGGCAGGACAACCGACCGGCGGAGCUGAUGAUCGAUCCUCGAGCAUAAGAGUAUCUUCACUGGACUGCAAGGAGAGUAAUGCUCGACAUGGCUGAGUGACAGACAAUUCGAGACUCAAGAAAACAAACGCAGGAGAUGAAGUAUGUACAUAGUCGACUUGCGGCGGACCGGACCGACAGACCAGACAAGGAACCCCCGAGCGCGGCGGAAUCAGCUCGUCUUCCAGCUGGACACGGAAGCGAGAAUUCAACGCGUACGUGGCAGUACACAUGGAUCCAUAGGCCACCGCAUACGACAAAUCUCUGAUACACUUUACCGGUGGGCCAUUUGGAAGGAAACGGAUUUCCUGCACCUCGGGAGUUCCAUGUUAAAGUCAGAAGUUUGCUGGCACCUGGAUCCGUAACGACCCACCUCACCCCUCGAGCGUUCAACAUACAGGGUUUGAGACCGCCGGAUGAGUUCGGUGGGAUGCAGAUUCCGGAUGCGGAGGGGGCAGCCGAGCCCUUUAUGUCGAGGAGAAGAUGCCGGCACGAAGAAGAUUCUCCGGAUCAGAUAUCUUCUGCUGCGGGAAGCGAUUGCGCCAGUGGCAAAAGAAGAUGCAGCAGGUGUGGAAAGUCGGAAAUGACGCAAGGUUUGUUUGCUGGCCUUCCUUGCAAUUCGUCCAAGGAUGCGGCUGAUUUAAGCUUCUCGACGUUCGGAUCUGAAGCAUUCCAUGCAAUCGACUCGAUGGAGUGUAUCUCGCAGCUCGGGUGGCUGCAGCAUUGUGCUCUCACGCGGAGAAGGAUUUUGAAUCAUCCUUCUCGUCUCAAGUCGAACAAGACCAGCAACAGCAGUAGCAGCAGGCAAAGUGAGCAUUCGAGGCACAAAAACAGAGACCGACACGAGGCAUCGAAUGAACUAUGGCUAGAACCCCUCGACCAUCACUCCCAGGAGUUAACCAAAGCACGACGCGCUUCAUCUUCCGAUCUGCAUUGGAAUUAUAAAAUAUAAAGCUUAAACUGGAUUUGUUGAAUUUGUUUUGUUGUGGGUACUGAAGCCCACAAGUCUCCUGGAUUGCAUUCCACGAUUUGAAAGAUGUAAGCAGACGCUGGUUGGAACUUUGCUGAAUUGAGUUGUGGGGUAUGAGGUCUGAAGUUUUGCUCCAAGUGUGUGAGGUGAGGUCACUGUGCCGGCCGAGGACUUUGACCAGCUUGCUCGUACGCUCGAGAUGAUCAUGUGACCGGCUACUGUGACCGGCUCCCAGUGAGCCUGAGCUGAGAUCUAGCACUGCUGGAAAGUUUCAUAGAGCUUCUCGUGAAGAUGUUUUUUCCGGAAUUUUGUAAAGCGGCGGAAAAGUACGACCCACACACCGCAUGCAAUCCGGAUUCCGGCAGCAUCAAAAGCCAACGGAAGCGUUGGCUCCUGGAUAAAAGCACGACAAAUGUUGUCGAAGAAGUGAAUGGUUGAUGAAGAUCUCACCAUGUCCAACGGCGGCUAAGCACAGAGAGAGAGGAAGAGUGAGAGUGAGCCC